Hypanus sabinus (Atlantic stingray) is the source of this 859-nucleotide messenger RNA. Its product is annotated as complement C1q tumor necrosis factor-related protein 3-like. Gene Ontology annotation, molecular function: protein binding. NCBI's taxonomy places the organism in Eukaryota, Metazoa, Chordata, Chondrichthyes, Myliobatiformes, Dasyatidae. The record is from RefSeq and is a predicted model, not a curated record. Bases 102 to 677 code for a protein of 191 amino acids. The transcript is spliced from 4 exons.
GGACGCCUCAACCUGAUCCAACCCUCACCGAAAGUGUUUAAAAGACACAGGAGUGAAGGCAGGAUACUUCGGUGAAAGCGGACGUCGUGGAAGUUGUCGCGAUGGAUUUCUGGGUGAAGCAGGCGGUUCUGUUCAUUCUCAGCAUCUCGAUGUCCACCAAGAUGGCAUAUUUGCACCACACUGGUGAGAAUUCCACGCAUCAUCACCAGGACCUGGAGGACCUGGAGGCCCGUAUCACCGCAUUGGAGCAUCACCUGGAGGAUGAAGAGAGCCAUGAUCAUCUCCACGCCGUUGUCUUUGCCGCCAUUCGCGGGCCCACGAGCAGCCCACCGAAUACAGGGGCCACUAUCGUCUUCGACCAGGUGCAGCUGAACCGAGAGGGAGGAUACAAUGCCAGCACCGGGAUCUUCACUUGCCCCGAAGAGGGCACUUACUUCUUCGCCUUUUCUUUCCUGCCCGGGCGGGACGAGGCCAACACCACCGUAGCCUUGGUGAAGAACACGGUCGUCCACGAGCGCCUCUACAGCAGUCUCCCGCUCGGCGCCACCCAGUUGUCUGAGCGAAGCUGCCUCUUACAGCUGGAGAAGGGAGAUCAGGUGUGGGUGAAACUGGAAGAGGGGUCUGUGUUGAUACACCAGGCCUCCUUGUCCUUCCAGGGGUUCCGCAUCUCCAGUUAAUCCUCUCCCCUUGCUUGGGUAGAACUCAUUCUCUCUCCCUCUGUUCCUACCUGCACCCUCUCUCCUUCCACCUUAUGGAAUCCUUGCAGCCAUUGUCUUUAAUUAGAAUUCCCACUACCCGGAACACGCACUUGUGAUUUCUUUUGCCAUCCCCCAUGUUAUCAAUAAAAAUAUCAGGUUAG